Dromiciops gliroides (monito del monte) is the source of this 5228-nucleotide messenger RNA. Its product is annotated as zinc finger protein 184-like. Gene Ontology annotation, biological process: regulation of transcription by RNA polymerase II. NCBI's taxonomy places the organism in Eukaryota, Metazoa, Chordata, Mammalia, Microbiotheria, Microbiotheriidae. Bases 490 to 2895 code for a protein of 801 amino acids. The record is from RefSeq and is a predicted model, not a curated record. The transcript has 8 exons. Gene Ontology annotation, molecular function: DNA-binding transcription factor activity, RNA polymerase II-specific; RNA polymerase II cis-regulatory region sequence-specific DNA binding.
GGAGAAUGCGCACGCAGCCUCGACGUGGUUAUUGGUUCUUUGGGCCGGAAUCAGUUCUUUAUCUGAGGUCAGGCCAGGCCUGGCGCCCAAUUCCAGGACCCGACCUGUGACCAAGUCUGCUAGGUCCCUUUUGCUGAUUCUGUCUUCUUGUUCACAUCAACCCUGCAGUGAUUCUACAGGUGUCCAGGCUUGGGCACUAGCAGGAGGGUUCCCUACUGAGAUCUGACCACCAGGAUGAAGUGACCUUGCCCCUGAUCUCUCAGGCCUUGGGGACCUGGAAUCCAUCCCAAGAGGAGAGACCACUGACCUGAAACUUUUGGCCAGAGUGUCUGAGCAGAACCUAGAACAAGUACUGGAGUGACAUUGGAACAUUGAGAACCUAGUGAGGACUGGAUGACUUUGAAGAAUUUGAUCUCGAUCCUUGAGGAGAAAGCUCUGCAUUCGCAAGACUUUGCCCUUCCUUAACAGGAGAGCACUGAGCAGAAGAGAAUGAACUCUGGGCUCCUGACCACCAGAUCCCAGGAAUCAUUGACAUUCAAGGAUGUGGCUGUGGACUUUACCCAGGAAGAGUGGGGGCAAUUGGAUCCUGGUCAGAAGUAUCUGUAUAAAGAUGUAAUGCUGGAAAACUAUAGAAACCUGGUCUCAGUGGGAUAUCAAGUUUAUAAACCAGAUUUGAUAUCCCAGUUGGAGCAAGGAAAAGAACCUUGGAUUGUAGAAAAAGCUAUCCCAAAAGGUGCCUUCCCAGACUGGGAGAUUAGACCUGAAAUCAGGAGGUUAAUUCCAAAGCAGAACAUUUCUGAAGAGGAAUCAUCCCAGAAGGUAGAAGUGGAAGGAUUCACACGAGACUGUGUAUGUUACUCUAAGUCAGGUGAAACCUGGAGAUUUAAAGACCAGUCUGUCAUCCCACAAGAAAUACAUGAAAAAUAUCUAAAACAAAUGAGAGUUGCCCCAAACAAAAUCCUACAUGGGAAGAAAAAUCCUGCAAGUAAUCAGCUUAAUAUCGGCUCGGUCUUUAUUAUGGAACAGAGCAUUUCCACUAGAGAGAGAUACCAUAAGUAUGAUAUAUGUCGGAAAACUUUUAACUGUAAUUCAUACUUAAUAAGUCAUCAGACAGUCUGUAUACCAAAGAAAUCUUAUGAAUGUACUGAAUGUAGGAAAAUUUUCAGUAAGGGUGCUCUCCUUAAAAAACAUUCUAGAGUCCAUACUAAUGAGAAACCCUUUGAAUGUAAUAUCUGUGAAAAAGCUUUCAGGAAUACUACACUCCUUAUACAACACCAGAGAAUCCAUACUGGAGAGAAACCUUAUAAAUGUAAUGAAUGUGGAAAAGCUUUCAACCAAAAAACAGGUCUUACUCGACAUAAAAGAAUUCAUACUGGAGAAAAACCUUAUGAAUGCAAAGAAUGUGGGAAAGCUUUCAGAUGGAGUACACAGCUAAUUCAACAUCAGAGAAUUCAUACUGGAGAGAAACCCUAUAAAUGUAGUGAAUGUGAGAAAACUUUUAAUCAGAAGGCAGAAUGUGUUCAACAUGGGAGAAUUCAUACUGGAGAGAAACCCUAUAAAUGUAGCGAAUGUGGCAAAGCCUUCAGAUACAGUACAAACCUAACUCAACAUCAGAGAAUUCAUACUGGAGAGAAACCCUAUGAAUGUAAUGAAUGCAGAAAAGCAUUUUCCGAUAGGUCAUCCUUUAACAAACAUGAAAGGAUCCAUACUGGAGAGAAGCCCUAUAAAUGUAAUAAGUGUGGGAAAGGUUUCAUUCGACGUGCAGACCUUACCCUACAUUACAGAACUCAUACUGGUGAGAAACCUUAUGAAUGUAAUGAAUGUGGAAAAGCCUUCAGCUUGCCCUUUAACAGAACUGCACACCUUAAAUUACAUCAGAGAAUUCAUACUGGAGAGAAACCCUAUCAAUGUAAUGAAUGUGGGAAGACCUUCAACCAGAAUGCACACCUUACUCAACAUCGGAAAGUUCAUAUUAGAGGUGAUCCCUAUACGUGUAGUGAGUGUAAGAAAACUUUCCGUCACCCAUCAUCCCUUGUUCAACAUCAGAGAAUUCAUACUGGAGAGAGACCUUAUAAGUGUUAUGAAUGUGGACUAACUUUCAGGCUAUAUGUAUAUCUUACUCUACACCAGAGAAUCCAUACUGGAGAAAAACCCUAUAAAUGUAAUGAAUGUGGGAGAACAUUCAGAUUGCGUUCAAUCCUCAAUCAACAUCAGAAAAUACAUACUGGAGAAAAACCCCAUAAAUGUAAUGAAUGUGGAAAAGCCUUCAGUCGAAUUUCAUUCCUCACUGGACAUCAAAGAAUUCAUACUGGAGAGAAUCCCUAUGUCUGUAAAGAAUGUGGGAAGGCCUUCAAACAGAGAUCAUCCCUUAACCAACAUCGGAGAAUCCAUACUGGAGAGAGACCCUAUAAAUGUAAUGUCUGUGGAAGAGCUUUUACUGGCCGGACACAAUUUAAGCAGCAUUACAGAAGGCAUACUGGAGAGAGACCCUAUAAAUGUAAUGAAUGUGGGAAAGCCUUCAGUGGGACUCCAUUCCUCAAAAGACAUCAGAAACUUCAUACUGGAGAGAGACCUUAUAAAUGUGAUAAAUGUGAAAAGACUUAUAGGCUGGAAGAAAAUCUUGUGCAACAUCAGAGAAUCCAUUCUAAAGUGAAACCCUACAAAUGCAUUGAAUGUGGGAAAGCCUUUGCCUAUAGAACAUGCCUUACUCGACAUGAAAGAAUACAUAAUAGAGAGAAAUCCUAUGAAUCUGGGAAAACUUCCAGUCAAAUUUCAUACCUUACCCAACAUCAGAGAAGUACUAGAAAGAAAUCCCAUGAAUGUAUUGAAUGUGGGAAAACUUUCAGUUACAGGGCAGCCUACAUCAGACAUCAGAAACUUCACAGUGGAGAAUAACCAUGUGAAAAACAGGAAAACUGCUUUUAGUUUCUGUAAUUUCAUCUGGAGUUGAAAGGCAAAAGUCCUUUUUGCUAUUUCUCUCUCCCUUAAACAUUUUGACUACUACCCAGAAACUGCAAACUUUCCCACCUGAGUGGGAUGUGUGCUAUUCUACAGAGAAAAAUGAAAAACAUUUACUUGAGGCUUUAUAAAGAAAACUAUUAAAACAACUAAACCUCAUUCCUUAAAGGAAACAAUCUAACUUAAUAGGAACCCUUUAGAACAAUGGAAAUGAACAGAUACAAUUUUCGUGUGAAUUGAAAAACUGAUAUAAACAAAAAUAAUAAGCCAAAUUUUUUGUUGAUAUAUGCAUACUUAUAAUUGGAAGCUACAUUCCUGACAGAAGAAUUGAUGCUGAACUUUUCAUAGAUGUAACAGAUUUUCUUUAAGGAAUUAUGUAUGGUAGAUCUUUACAAAGCCAAGCUAAGCUGUAUAUAAAUAAUGAUAUAACACACUAACAAAUGGUAAAGAAAGUUGUGAAUCGGGGGAGUGAAUUGAAUAUUGGAUCAAAUUAUCCCUCUUUUGAGGUGAAAGGAAAAACUUGAAUUUUAUGUGAUAAUUCUUUUAUAAUCUCUUUCAUUUGAGGUAGGGACAAUUAAUUUUUUUAGCCAAGUUAUUAUUUAAGAGAUAAGUGGGUCACUAAAGUCUGCUAGCAAUUAGAAGGCAUGCUUUGUUGGCUGACAAUGAACUGCAAAUCGUAAACAAAUGAGUGAGCUUGAGUCACUGUACUCAUACUGGUGAAACUCAAAUUAACUGGUAGCUUUCUUGAAUAAUAGACUUCAUUCUCUUCUGUAAACUAUGAAGGAAUUGAUUUCUUAGGAAAUAUCCAGAUUUAAAGAAAUCAAGGGCUAAGCUAGGCACAGGAACCUUUAUUUAAAGUUUGAUAAUAUCUACUACCUAGCUAGUCUAGUAUGACUAAGUAGUUCUCUUUCAAAAAUAACAUAUUCUUGCAUAUUCUUUCUUUCCAAACAUGUAUGCCCAUCUCAGCAAAUACAAAACACUGAAAAGAUGGUGUGAAAGGACAUAUAUAUAUAUGCCAUCUCUUCAAUAUACUCAGGAAUUUAGCUUGGUUAAUUAAUUUUAGUAGUGGAAAUAGAUAUGGCAGAACAAGAUAGAUUUCAUUCCCUUUGGAUGAUAUUAACAACAAAUAGGAAGUUUUAAAUGGCAGGAUAAAUUGAAUUUAAGUUUUAACAAAGAGCUGUCACAGCAACCAUGCUUUCAAAAGGGCUAGCCUAGCUAAGCAUGCAAUAGCUAUCGCUAAUAGAUUGGCUACUUGGUGAUGAAUUAUCUGGCCAUGGCAACUCAUGAAACAAAAAUGCAAAAUGACUUGUAGUCCUGUUUGAUGUUCUUGUAUUUCUGUAGUGAUGGUUGUAGAGUAUGGAAAAAGGGGAAAGAGGGUACAAAAAAAUCACGAUUUUUAAGCCAUCAAUAAAAUUUAACAGCCAUUGGCACCCCAAAUGUGAGGUACUUCUAUAAUGACUAAUGAGCAGACAUAACUACAUAAGGAAUGGAAUUCUAUUGUUGACAUUCUCAAUAUAAAAAGUUUGAGUGAAAUAAAAAGAUGAUUUUCAAGUUUUCCUUGGAGAGACAAUUAAAUUGAUGCAGAAUUGCUUUUACUGUAUUCCCAAAGCUAACAAGAUGUUUCCUGAAAUAUUUGGUCAUUUCAUAUAGUAGUGUUCAUGGUAAGUGCCAGAAGACCAUUAUGCACCAACAUCUAUUAGGAUAAAAAGGUAGAGAAGAAAUAUAGGUAGAUGUGUGUAUGUGUCAUGGACCCCUUUGGUUGUCAGAUGAACCCUACUUAGGCCAAAGAACAUUGUUUUUAAGUGCAUAAGACACAUACAAUUAUACUACAUUACAUAUGGUAUAUGUAAUUUACACAUAUUUUAGUUCAUGGACCCAAGGUUAGGAAUCCUUGUCUCUAAAUAAAAAUAUACUUUGAUAUAUCAACAUAUGGAUAGAGAUAAGGAUGGCCAAAAAAAAAAAAAUGUUGACACAGGGUAUAGCAGUAAAGAAGUCAAAGACAUUGAACUAAAGUCUCAUAUCUAUGUAUUAAGGAUAUUUUGAGAAAACAAAUCUAAAAGAAAUAGAUCUGAUGAGUACUAAACAUUUUUUUAUGAAUUGAAUUUCUGUUUACACAAGAAGUGAUAUAUUGAUGUGGGAGUCAUUUCUAAAUGAUCUGUCUAUACUCAGACUAUUGGAUUAUUAGAGCAAAGAUGAAAAUUAAUACAAAACUAAAGGAAGGAAUAUAUAAUACUAUUAAACCUGCACAGUUUUAUGUCCAAAAAAUGUGA